This is a messenger RNA of Zingiber officinale, 1825 nucleotides long. Its product is annotated as cytochrome P450 77A2-like. Gene Ontology annotation, molecular function: oxidoreductase activity, acting on paired donors, with incorporation or reduction of molecular oxygen, NAD(P)H as one donor, and incorporation of one atom of oxygen; heme binding; iron ion binding. The transcript has a single exon. Gene Ontology annotation, cellular component: membrane. The coding region runs from base 94 to 1608 and encodes 504 amino acids. Lineage: Eukaryota; Viridiplantae; Streptophyta; Magnoliopsida; Zingiberales; Zingiberaceae. The record is from RefSeq and is a predicted model, not a curated record.
GUCUCAUUAUUCAUUAUAAACACUCCUGACUCCUACCGCCCACACCACUUACUCGCUCACUGAUCACCGAUAUCUUCUUCCACGUCGCGCGCCAUGGCGGAUCUCAGUCGCUUCUUCGUGGCGUCCUCGCUCGCCGUGUCGGUGGUAGUGUUUCUUUUGCUCGGGUUUCGGAGGAGGAGGCCGUCUCUGAAGCUGCCGCCGGGGCCUGGCGGGUGGCCCUUCGUCGGGAACCUGUUCCAGAUUGCCUUCGCCGGCAAGCCCAUGAUCCACCUCGUCCGCGACCUCCGCCUCCGGUACGGUCCCAUCUUCACCCUCCGCAUGGGGGUCCGCACGCUCAUCGUGGUGACCAGCCCGGAGCUGGUGCACGAGGCGCUCAUCGAGAAGGGGCAGCUCUUCGCGUCGCGCCCUGCCGAGAGCACCAUCCGCGCCGUCUUCAGCUGCGACAAGUUCACCGUCAACUCCGCCGUCUACGGCCCGGAGUGGAGGUCUCUUCGCCGUAACAUGGUCUCCGGGAUGCUCAGCGCCUCCCGGCUCCGAGAGUUUCACCCUGCCCGCGUUUCCGCCAUGGAUCGCUUCGUCCAACGCCUCCGCGCCGAGGCGGAAGCCAACGGCGGAGCUGUGUGGGUCCUCCGUAACGCCCGCUUCGCCGUCUUCGCCAUCCUCCUCUCCAUGACCUUCGGGGUCACGCUGGAAGAGGACGAAAUCGUGCGAAUAGACGAAAUGAUGAAGCGGGUGCUGCUCUGCAUCAGCCCCAGGAUGGACGACUACCUGCCCUUCCUCGGUCCCUUCUACGCCAAACACCAGAGGAAGGUGCUCCAGGUGAGGAAGGAGCAGGUGGAGACCGUCACCGCGCUGAUCAAUCGGCGGCGAGCCAUCCUCAACGACCGGAGAAUCGAGCCCCACGCUGCUCCCUUCUCCUACCUCGACUCCCUUUUAGACCUCAAAGUGGACGGCCGCGACUGCGCGCCCAGCGAGCCUCAGCUCGUGACGCUGUGCUCGGAGUUCAUCAACGGCGGCACGGACACAACCUCCACCGCCAUCGAGUGGGCCAUGGCCCGCAUCAUCGACAAUCCCAACAUCCAGGCGAAGCUCCACGAGGAAAUCGUCGCGACGGUGGGCGAUCGACCGGUGGACGACCGGGACAUCGAGAAACUGACAUACUUGCAGGCCUUCGUGAAGGAGCUCCUGAGGAAGCACCCGCCGACGUACUUCUCGCUGACCCACGCGGCGGUAGAGCUGGCCAAGCUCGGCGGCUACGACAUCCCUCCGGACGCCAACCUGGAGCUGUUUCUCCCCACCAUCUCCGAGGACCCGAGGCUGUGGUCGAACCCGCUGGAGUUCAACCCCGACAGGUUCAUAACAGGCGGGGAGGCAGCCGACAUCACCGGCUCGGCGGGGAUCAGGAUGAUCCCGUUCGGGGCAGGGAGGAGGAUAUGCCCCGGGCUGGCGAUGGGCACCACGCACAUCGGCUUGAUGGUAGCGAGGAUGGUGCAGGCGUUCGAGUGGCAGCUGCAUCCGUCGGAGCCCAAGCUCGACUUCAUGGACAAGGUGGAAUUCACCAUCGUCAUGAAGCGCCGCCUCCUCGCCCUAGUCAAGCCCAGGAACUGAACAAAUUCCAUAACUACAAAACAAAAGCUACUCCCGGCGCUUUGUCAUUAUGUUUAUCUACUACGAAGAAGGACAACAGAAAAAAACAAACAAACAAACAAAAAAUCAGAGAGUUUGGGUGGAUUGGUAAGCCCAGAAUAGAUUGCAGAAGCAGAAGAUAAAUUAUAUGUUGACAGUUUGAAAGAUUGUUAAUUUUUAAUCUAAGCAGUUUCCUUCA